AUGGAGCAAGCAAAGCUCUCAGCUCAGGGGGCGGGUCAGCGUGUGAGCAACACGGUGGCUCGAGGUAUCGCCGUCAAAGAAGUCAUCGGGACUCUGGACCAAGCUCCGUGGCUGGCCAUAGCCGUGGUUCGGACGGGGAGCAACGGCCAGACCCUGCCGGAAAAUGUGCGCGGCAUCCAUGGGAUCUACAAUCCCCGGCACAGCGCAGCCAAGCUCCGACGCAGUUUAGACGACGAGAUUGAAAGACUUGGGCGCUCUGCGAGAACCGACGGCACCCCUACAGCCCGGCACUCUGUAUGUUGUGUCGUUGCGACGUUGGAUUCGCGCUCUACGACCCCGGAACGGAGGCAGGCCGGGAGUGUGUCGGCACAGACCGCUGGAGACGAGGGCAAGGACGCGAUGCUAACCAAUUGGCAGCGGCGCAGACUUCAUGACGGUGAAGGGCGAAACAAAGACGAAGACUAA
This is a messenger RNA of Trichoderma aggressivum f. europaeum, 465 nucleotides long. RefSeq lists its product as uncharacterized. The transcript is spliced from 2 exons. The coding region runs from base 1 to 465 and encodes 154 amino acids. Lineage: Eukaryota; Fungi; Ascomycota; Sordariomycetes; Hypocreales; Hypocreaceae. The record is from RefSeq and is a predicted model, not a curated record.